Messenger RNA from Ceratina calcarata, 3260 nucleotides. RefSeq lists its product as uncharacterized. NCBI's taxonomy places the organism in Eukaryota, Metazoa, Arthropoda, Insecta, Hymenoptera, Apidae. Bases 1640 to 2461 code for a protein of 273 amino acids. The transcript has 3 exons. The record is from RefSeq and is a predicted model, not a curated record.
CCGUACCCGGACCAUUUUCACACGUAAUACUAUCGACUUCCAUCAUGCGUGGUACUAGUCUCACAUGUUGUUCUUUCGUUUUUCUUACAGAUCGAAAUGAAAUAGGAGAGAAAACGAGAUGAAAUUCCGCGUCACUAGAGAAUCGUACAUUGAGAGCACUCGGCAAGUUUCGUAUACAAUGAAAAUCAUCUCCGAUGGUUUUAUAGAAUGAAAGCAAAAGACAUAAGCGGAAGUUGAAUCUGCAAAUGUGAAUAAAGUAAAAAUUGUAUACCAGUAUACGUGUGUGGAUAUGGGAAGGGGGGGGGCAGAGAAUGAUUGAAGAUACGAAAAUAGAGUGACUACGCUCCUCGCGGUUCUCACCGCGAAACGUGUACUGUGUACAUGCAUCGCGUAUUUCUGUACGUCUUUUUUUAUUGUUCCUACAUCUGACAAUUAUAUCGCCUUGGUUUCUAAUAUCAGACCUCGUGUUACACACAUCUUUGUACGUGCAUAUGUGUAUUACGCAUAGACACGUGUACGUAGAAUGUUUGAUUUAGGGACACCUGGAAUAUUAUCGUAACGUACGAUGAUCUUAUCAACGUUUAAUCUCUGCGUUCUCGGGUACUCUCGCGUUCCAUACUGACCGCGUUACGAGUUUGUCGGGUCGAACGGGUAAGGAAAAGAUCAAAGUAUAACGUGAUAAUUCCAACGGAAGUAGACAAAAUUCAGUAUGGUUCAUUAUUUGAAUCGUAUUUACCAUCGUUAGUGAAAGCGAAGGAGUGCCGUGUUUGCUAAUACACGUCACUGGAACAGUGUUCAUGACGUGUAUAACGCAAACUCCGAGUUUCGAUUCAAAACAAAUAAAUCGUUAAAGAUACGCGUAUAGGAAUCCGAAAGAGAAACUAGUGUCGUUCGCUCGCCAGCUUUCGGCUCGGUUGAGAGUUUAAACGGAUCGAUGGCUUAAUUAAUACUGGUUGAAAACAAUUUACAAAGUGCGAGUAUGUAUUUUAACAUUCGUGGAUCUUUGACGUCGAUCAUAAACGACCGUGACCACGUGCUACUCACAAAUCAACGGCUUAUUUAGACAACGAAUUCGCAAUGUUAACAGAUGUGAAUAGCGUCGAAGCUGUAGUACGUGCUAGUUGGAGAAAUGUAUUUUGGACUCUUCCACGUUAGUAGAUGUAGAAGAUAAAAAAAGAGGAAAGACAGCGACGAAUUACACCUCUCAGUAAGGGACGAUCGAUAGCGAUAAGGGUUUAUCUUAUUCUUCGAUGAAUACAUCCAUCGUGACAGAAGAGUAAUACACAUAGGUGUGGCUAAACAGGUGAAUCUAAUUUCAAAUUGUUUGAUGAGAAACCGUCGGGAUCGGUACCACGGCAGUUCCCAAGUCCCGAAGCAGCUCGAUUCGAAAAUUAAAAAAAAAUUCAUACGUGCAGAUUAAAUGAUACCGAUUGGAUAUCUGCUCAUCGAUCAGUCAUUUCGUCUACCUUUAAUUAAUUUCAACACGGAUACCUACUUCAUGCGCGUAUAAAGAGGAAACAGAUACGGACAAGUCAUUUGUUAAAAAAUAGAUACAUUCGUAAGUAGUUGGAGUCGAAAUUCAAGAGGUUCAAAAGAGAACAAAGAUUCGUUGGUUUGUGAAAAGAAGUAGAGGUCUAGGAUGGACGCAAGUCGAAUCGAGCGUAUCAUCAGUUUAUUGUACAUCUCUUCCGCUGUAUUGUCUUUGACUUCGUUGAUCUGUCUGGUCACCGUUUGGCAGUAUUGGACAUCGAUUGUGAACUUUUGCAUCAAUGUCGAUUGCGGUUGCAUACUGUACGCUAGAAGUUCGUUCAAUUCUUUUAUGGGAGGCGAAGUGAUACUGUGUCAUUUCGGCGUGUACGGAAUGAUCCCCCCACUUAUAUUCGGCUUGUGUCUCGGCGGAUACCACGGGUACAGAUGCUGCAUCCAUAAAAAUUUAGAUGCGCCUGUACAAGUCACCAGCAGAAAUUUGGAGACCGACGAUGGGCCAGCGGUAGUAGUCAGACCUAAAAGAAGAGCGCCGUGUAAGCAAUGGACACUUGCUUCGUUCCUCACGAUAUUACUUUUCUUUCUGUCACUGACCCACGCAAUAAUAACGACGGAUGGUUAUUACAAAACUUGCGAGCAGUAUAGGAAAAGGUUGAUACAAGUUCUGAAUUCGGCUGGACGCGAAACUGAGGUCAUUCACGAUAGACUUUCUUGCGGUGCGAUGUUCGAUUUUAUGGAUUACUUGCAAUCGGACCCGGAUACGUUCGAAUACAAAAAGAUUGAUACCGGUUUCGCGCUUCGAUUAGCCAUCGUUUCUUCGUGGCUCAAUUGCUGUGCUUGGAUACUCGCGUUUUCGUUGAACGUAAUUGCGGCGCGAAAACGAUUUUGUUGUUGGACAUUACAGAUCGAUCCUCCUGAAGACGACGCGGGUGCAAUUGCUCUCGCCUCGAUUCGCUCAAGGCAUCAAACCGAAUGAUCACCGGUAAGAGUUCAUUCCAUCUACCAUCGUUUCAUUUCUCGAUACUUCGUCUUUUUGAUACUACUCAUCGAACUACGGUGUUGAAAGCAAGAUUUUAAAACACAGUUGAUUCAGUCAAGCAGAUUUUUAUACUACAUACAAUAUAAAAUAUAAUUAAAAUUGAAAUUAAAGCGUGUAUUCGUGCGUGCGAGUACAUCGACACGCAUGAGUAACGAUGAUUAAUUUAGUGUAAUAUGUAAUACUAGCACCAGCACCAUUUAAUGUAUUCCAUUUUAAAUUAUAUAAAGCGCAUGGUAUUUAUAUUUAUCGCAAUUUACUCUACGGAACAGACUCCUCGCUAAAAUAUUUUAUUCAUUCGAUACUCGCGCCGAUCUCAAGUUUUAUGAUUCUCUUGUUACUCGUAGAGGAAAAAGUUAUACAUAUGUGUUCUAUACUGACAAUUUGUAUUUUUGUAAGUAUAAUAAGUAUGAUACACUGCGUCGGGGAUGGCUAAAUUGCACGUUCGUUUUCUCCCUCCUUUCUUUUUCUUCCUCGUUUCAUUUCAUCGUUUCGCUUGCGUCAUUGUCUCUUCGUUAUUAAUCGGUCGCGUUUUGCAUCACAUAUGUAACGUAUAUCGCGUAUUAUGUAGGAACCAUGAUACAAAGAAUAUUUCGCGUUUGGUACACUUAUCUAGACAAUAAGUAUCUAAUUAUAUGUAUGUACAUAUGUAUGCUGUACAUGUAGUUACGAAGAAUAAGUUUAGGACGGGAGGGAAUCGAGACUAAACGUGAGAGAAUGCGUGCUCAUUGGAAAGAAA